AUGCCGUCCUCCAACCGCCCCUCGCCGCGCGCCGCGACGGAGGACGACGGCGCCGACAGCCCGGCCGCCGACGGCCUGCGCGCCACCCCGCCCCGCCCCAACAAGCGCUCCUCCCGCGCCAAGUCCAGCAGCCGCCGCCGCCGCCGCUCGCCCAACCCUAACCCUAGGCCGCGCCCGGACUACUACGGCACGGAGCCCUCCCGCAAGAGCGAGCGCAAGCGCAAGCCGCGCUCCUUCCCGGACGCCGCGCUGCUCUCGCGGGCGCUCCUCCCGCGCGCCUCCCCGUCCCGCGCCGCCGGGGGCGCCGUCCAGCUCUGGACCGACGCCGACGAGCUCGCGCUGCUCUCGGGCGCGGUCGCCUUCCGCGCGGGCAGCGGCCGGGCCCCGCGCCUCCCGGACACGGGCCCGCUCUUCGAGUCCAUCCGCGACUCCCUCUCGCCCCACAUCGACCAGUCCAAGGUCUACUACAAGCUCAAGCGCCUCAAGAGCAAGUUCUGCAACACCGCGCUCUCCGCCACCAGCACCGCCCACGACCGCAGGGUCAGGGAACUCUCCGCCGCCAUCUGGGCCGCCGACCUCGCCCCCCCUCCACCUCCACCUCCAGCUCUAGCUCUGGAGGAGGCCCACCACGCCGAGGACGACGACGACGACGACCCUGAAGACGACGACGAGGGCUACGCUCCCACCAACGUGGCCGUGGGGCCGCGGAUGCCCUUGGUCAGCGACCUGCUAGGCGAGUACUGGAAGAGGAACGCCCGCAGCCUGUCCGGCGUGUCGCUGGAGAAGGGUCUGGCGCUGGUCGGCGCCGACGAGGGCAGGGUGGUCGAGGCCAAAUGGAGGCGCCAGCUCGACGCCGAGAUGCGCUCCCAGGUGCGCCGCCACGACCUCGCAAAGGAGGUCUUCGCCCUGCUCAUCGACACCGUCAAAGGCCUCGGGCCUUAAACCGGGGGUACAGGUGCUGUUCGGUGGAGUAUAUAGCUGGAUACGUAGGUACAAUGUCUAUUUUGCAGGCUGAUCAACCAUCCCGUACUUGGUUGCUGACCACAAGGCCUUAACACGGCGUCUACUGUGUCAAUUCAUCCCUAAUUAAGUGGAACUAGCUAUUACUUUUGCAAGAUGCUUAGGUGUGGACUUUGGAGACAAUUAUUUUGCUAGUCUGCUCGGCCUUAUGUUCUAGAUAUGCUAAGGAAGCUAGGUGCACGACAAUGACAGCUUUCAGCAUUCAUUUUCUGUAAAUCGUUUGCUAACUAUCGCCUAUGAUGCUAGAUGUGUUUGAGAUGCCAGGAUGCAACAUGUCAGUAUGUCCAGAGUCGUGAUAUUGCAUCAGCUCAUGGCACUUUAUUCUGCUGGAGAUGUAUGGUUUGACUCACACUGAAAGUGUUGUUGCAUGAGAGUUACUCCACCA
Molecule: messenger RNA, 1405 nt
Organism: Lolium rigidum
Lineage: Eukaryota; Viridiplantae; Streptophyta; Magnoliopsida; Poales; Poaceae
Product: STOREKEEPER protein-like
Exons: 2
Coding region: 1-942 (313 amino acids)
Biological process (GO): regulation of DNA-templated transcription
Cellular component (GO): nucleus
Source: RefSeq, a predicted model, not a curated record